UGAUUUUGCAUUUCCGGGGAGAGAACUGUAUGUAAACAAUACAGUUAUCUCCUCUGUCAGCUCCUGCACAGUGCUUUGCAUGGCUCUGUAUAGCAGAGCCAUGCAAAGCAGUGUGCUUACAGUUGAAAGUACAAACACAGCACACAAUUAACCCUUUGAUUGCCCCACAUGUUAACCCCUUCCUGCCCAGUGCCAUUAGUACAGUGUCAGUGCUUUUUAUUAGCACUGAUCACUGUUUUGGUGUCACUGGGGAUGUCAGUGACACCAAGUCAGUUCCCCCCAGUGUCAGAAUGCCCGCUUCAGUCCUACUAU
Molecule: messenger RNA, 312 nt
Organism: Staurois parvus
Lineage: Eukaryota; Metazoa; Chordata; Amphibia; Anura; Ranidae
Source: the annotation of a GenBank genome assembly